AUGCAGUUGAACGAUGCCAUGAACUGGUAUGUAGAUUCUGGUGCGUCGGCUCAUAUGACCAUGCACAAGGAAUGGUUAGAGAAUAUAAUUAACCUGGCGGUAUCGGACGAGGAGUGCCAGCGCCUGCUCGACGCGGACAACGUUGCGUUCUUCGUGGACAAUGUGCACGCGGAGACGGCGGAGGCGAAACGCGCCCUGCGCGACGCCGAGGAGCGCCGGGACGAGCUGCUGCGGGUGGAGCGCGCCAUCGCCGAGGUGCACGACCUGUUCGUGCAGGUGGCGCACCUCGUCGCCGCGCAGCAGGACCAGCUCGACUCCGUGGAGUUCUACGCGCUGCAGGCCACCGAGCACGUGGACAGCGGCCAGCAGCAGCUGCUCAAGGGCUCGGUCACGCGCAAGCGCACGCAGCAAAAAAAGUGGGGUCUAAUCAUGUGCUUGGUGGCGGGCGGGUCAGUCGUGCUGCUGGUGCUGAUCUUCACGUAGCGUCAGCCCCCAUCGACCCCGCGCAUGACCGCCUGAUGACAUACGAGCAGAUGUUGCGGCAUCGCGUUGUGAAGCCGCAUACACGAAAAUAGAAUUCCCAUCAAACUUAUUGCCCUGAAUGUCCUGUUUUAUUUUUUCUUCUUGCAUUACGACGUAUGUAAAGCCAUUGGUAUUAAUAUAAUAAGUCCUUUACAAUUCCAGAGC
Molecule: messenger RNA, 687 nt
Organism: Hyposmocoma kahamanoa
Lineage: Eukaryota; Metazoa; Arthropoda; Insecta; Lepidoptera; Cosmopterigidae
Product: syntaxin-4-like
Exons: 4
Coding region: 1-483 (160 amino acids)
Biological process (GO): vesicle fusion; vesicle-mediated transport; intracellular protein transport
Cellular component (GO): SNARE complex; membrane; endomembrane system
Molecular function (GO): SNARE binding; SNAP receptor activity
Source: RefSeq, a predicted model, not a curated record